Molecule: messenger RNA, 738 nt
Organism: Aureobasidium namibiae CBS 147.97
Lineage: Eukaryota; Fungi; Ascomycota; Dothideomycetes; Dothideales; Saccotheciaceae
Product: family 12 glycosyl hydrolase
Exons: 2
Coding region: 1-738 (245 amino acids)
Biological process (GO): polysaccharide catabolic process
Molecular function (GO): cellulase activity
Source: RefSeq, a predicted model, not a curated record
AUGAAGUUCAUCACUGCUGCUGCCGUCAUGUUGGGCGUUGCCUCGGCCGCCCCCACUGCCACUAUUGAGAAGCGCGCUCAACAGUGCGGUCAAUGGGACAGCAAGGUCACCGGUGCCUACACUCUGUACCAAGACCUGUGGGGCAUCUCCGGCUACACUGGCUCCCAAUGCUCCGACAUCAACAGCCUGAGCGGAAGCACCCUCAACUGGUGGACCACCUGGUCAUGGGCCGGCGGCUCCAGCCAAGUAAAAUCCUACGCCAACGUCGUCACAAAGACCAACCCCGUCCAAAUCUCCAAAAUCAAGUCCCUGGCCACAAAAUGGACCUGGGUGCAAUCCGGCAGCAACGUCGUCGCCGACGUCGCCUACGACAUCUUCACCUCCUCCACCGCAGGCGGCAAGAAUGAAUUCGAAAUCAUGGUCUGGCUGGCCGCGCUCGGUGGCGCAGGUCCCAUCUCCGCAACGGGCAAACCCAUUGCUACCGUUACUGUUGCUGGCCACAGCUGGAAGUUGUGGUAUGGCAGCAAUGGUGUUAACGAGGUGUACUCGUUCACGCCCAACGGAAACAAUGUUGCUAGUUUCAGUGGUGAUUUGAUGGAUUUCUUUGCGUACUUGAUCAAGAGUCAGGGAUUCAAGGAUAGCCAGUACUUGAUUUCUGUUGGUGCUGGAACCGAGCCUUUCACCGGCUCUAACGCUAAGCUUACUUCUUCCUACAGCUUGGUUCCUGCUUACAAGUGA